Caretta caretta (loggerhead turtle) is the source of this 1576-nucleotide messenger RNA. NCBI's taxonomy places the organism in Eukaryota, Metazoa, Chordata, Testudines, Cheloniidae. The record is from RefSeq and is a predicted model, not a curated record.
AAAGGUCAUGAUCUGCUGAAAGUCAUUUCUCCCUCCAGAGAUGUGUAUCAUUCAGGCAUAUGAAGCUAUGAGAAUUGUGUUGUACGGCUGUCACUAAAACAUGCUGUAAAUUGGGGAAUUAGCCAGAUAUUAGCUUCCCAGAGGCAACAGCACGGAAAGUAACCAAUGCCUCAGGCGUGGUGUCAAACAAACAGCCAUUGUGCAGCAAGGGAGCUACAAUGCAAUGACUCACCCUCCUGAGGCCACACCAGGGGAAUUGCUCAACCUUGCCUGGAGACUCAGCAAUGCCGCCCAGACAUGCCUGGACUUGUGUUCUCCAAGCACAUGGACUGAGGGUAUAAAGCAGAACACGGGGGGCCCAGGCUUGGCCUUUGUUCCUGCCCCCAUCUAUGCUGCAAGCAACCAGGACGCUCUGAAGACUCCAACUGAGGGGACUGGCCCAGAUUUCAAGGGUGAAAUCUUGUAGACUAGGGACUGCAAUAUCCAGGGCGGUGAGAAAAAGUGCUUAAUCUAGAUAUUGCCCAGUCUAAUAGGGUUGAGAGUUUAGACCAUAGGUUUUCAAACUGUGGUCCAUGGACCACCAGUGGUCCGCGAGCUCCAUUCAGGUGGUCCGCGGAUAGUUCCCUCUAAGGUGUGUACCUGAGCAGUUGCACGUGAGAGAGUGAAGGGCCACCCACCUAAAUAGGGGAGUCGCGCAGGCAUGGUGGCUCCACUGAUUAGGUGCCUGGACCCUGGAGAAGAUGCACAUGUAAGGGGACACAGCGCCGCCCCUCGCCCCGGUAUGGGCCACGCUGGAUGGAGGGAGAGCUGUGAUGCCCAAUGCUGUCCGGCUGUGCCUAGCGGGCCUGGUUCUCUGCCUCCUGGUGCUGAUCGUGGGCGAGGUUCCCGUCAGUGUCCUGGCUGGCUUCAGGUCGCUCUAGGGGCUGGGAAUCUCAUCCUGUCUCUGCUCUCGCUGGCGGUUUGUGUUUCCCUCUUGGUGUCCGAGAAGGGACAGACCCCGGCAGCCCCUGGGAGCGACGGAGCUGGGAGCAGGGACCCCAGCACGGCAGAAUGCAGCGCCCGCCUGGAGCGUUUCCGAUCCCAGCUGUGCCCCCCGGCCCAGCCCGGCCCAGCUGGGAGCUCCGGGUGCAAACUCUGCCCCACGGACUGGCAGCUGCGUGGGGACAAGUGCUACUGGGUCUCCAGAGGAGGUGACAUGUGGAGCGAGAGCCGCGCCGACUGCUCAGUGAGGGGGUCCCAGCUGCUGGUGAUCCAGGACCCCAAGGAGCUGGAGUUCCUAAAGGACCUGACACAAGGUUCAAAUCAGUUCUGGGUCGGACUGUCCGUCUCCUCCCCGGAGAAGGCCUGGACCUGGGUGGGCGGCUCCCCGCUGAAUCAGACCCUGUUCCCGGUGUCAGGCCCGGCUGAGGGGAACAGCUGUGGGGUGGUGAACAGGAAUCGGAUUCGUUCUGACACCUGCAGCUCUGUACUUCGGUGGAUCUGCCAGAGAGACGCCGUCCCGCUCUGAGCAGGGCAUCCAUGGCCCUUUAAUAAUGGAAAGGAGCCUUUCAUGAAUAAAAGCAUCUUUGACACUUUA